This is a messenger RNA of Lodderomyces elongisporus, 921 nucleotides long. RefSeq names its product tRNA (guanine46-N7)-methyltransferase (gene TRM8). Bases 1 to 921 code for a protein of 306 amino acids. The record is from RefSeq and is a predicted model, not a curated record. Gene Ontology annotation, molecular function: tRNA (guanine(46)-N7)-methyltransferase activity. NCBI's taxonomy places the organism in Eukaryota, Fungi, Ascomycota, Pichiomycetes, Serinales, Debaryomycetaceae. Gene Ontology annotation, cellular component: tRNA methyltransferase complex. Gene Ontology annotation, biological process: tRNA methylation; RNA (guanine-N7)-methylation. The transcript has a single exon.
AUGUCGUCUACUGCUCCAUUAGAUUCAAAGGCCACAGAGCAAAUCACUACAGCUGCCGAAUCCAAACACAAUGAGACUCAAGCCACAAGGCGGAAGAGAUAUAGGGAAGCACAAGAACAAACCCGAAAUAAACACUUGCGUUUCCAGGCAUCGCCUACUCCAGAAGAAGCUUCUCCUGAAUUGCCAUCAGAUGAAGUUGCCAAGUUACCACAAAAGAGGUUUUAUCGUCAACGUGCGCAUUCGAACCCAUUCUCAGAUCAUAAUUUAGAAUACCCCGUGCUGCCGAGUCAAAUGGACUGGUCCACCAUCUACCCUCAUUAUACUCCAGCCUCUUUGAGGAAAGUUGAGAUUGCAGAUAUCGGAUGUGGGUUUGGUGGUUUAUUAAUUGACUUGGGUCCACAGUUCCCUGAAUCGCUCAUCUUGGGAAUGGAGAUCCGUGUGCAAGUCACCAAUUACGUCCAGGACAGACUCAUUGCAUUACGUGAGAUUCACAAGGCAGAUGCAUACAAUUACGAUAAUCUUGGUGUUAUUAGGGGCAAUGCAAUGAAGUUUUUGCCCAAUUUCUUCACCAAGGGUCAAUUGUCAAAGAUGUUUUUCUGUUUCCCAGAUCCUCAUUUCAAGCAAAGAAAACACAAGGCGAGAAUUAUUACAAAUACAUUGUUGAGCGAGUAUGCCUAUGUUUUGCGUGAAGGCGGUGUUGUGUAUACAAUUACUGAUGUUGAGGAUUUGCACAAUUGGAUGGUGAAGCAUUUGGAUGAGCACCCGUUGUUUGAAAGGUUGAGUAAAGAAUGGGAGGAGCAAGAUCCAUGUGUCAAAAUUAUGUACAACUCUACUGAAGAAGGUCAAAAAGUUGCAAGAAACCAGGGGUCGAAGUAUGUGGCAUGUUACAAGAGGUUACCCAACCCUGAUGAUUGCGAAUAA